Molecule: messenger RNA, 3156 nt
Organism: Aspergillus puulaauensis
Lineage: Eukaryota; Fungi; Ascomycota; Eurotiomycetes; Eurotiales; Aspergillaceae
Product: cation-translocating P-type ATPase
Exons: 3
Coding region: 1-3156 (1051 amino acids)
Biological process (GO): intracellular calcium ion homeostasis; calcium ion transmembrane transport
Cellular component (GO): plasma membrane
Molecular function (GO): P-type calcium transporter activity; ATP binding; ATP hydrolysis activity
Source: RefSeq, a predicted model, not a curated record
AUGGCUCGCGAAAAGGUCGCCGACCCUGGAGGGCCUCGCCCCGGACAUGGCCCCCUCAGCCUCCCAGCCUACAGCCUCCCCUACGAGCUUGUGCUACAAGAACUCGGCACCAGAACCGACGAGGGCCUCACCAAGGACGAGGCCGCCCGUCGUCUGCAGCAGUACGGCCCUAACAAGCUGGACGAGGGCGAGGGCGUGUCCCUGCUCAAGAUCCUCGUGCGCCAGGUGGCCAACGCAAUGAUGCUAGUACUGAUCCUGGCCAUGGCGGUCAGUUUCGGGAUCCAGUCCUGGAUCGAGGGCGGCGUCAUUGCUGCUGUGAUUGUGCUGAACAUCGUCGUGGGAUUCUUCCAGGAGUAUGCGGCCGAGAAGACCAUGGAGUCGCUGCAUUCGCUCUCCUCGCCGACUGGCACUGUGUCCAGGGACGGCGAGACCUUUUCGAUUCCGUCGACCGAUAUUGUCCCUGGUGAUAUGGUCGAGUUGAGGACUGGCGAUACCAUUCCUGCUGAUAUCCGACUGGUCGAGGCAGUCAACUUCGAAACCGACGAAGCCCUACUCACAGGCGAAUCCCUGCCCGUGCAAAAGGAAUGCGACACCACGUUCAAGGAAGACACCGGCCCCGGAGACCGUCUGAACCUGGCCUACAGCUCCAGCACCGUAACCCGCGGCCGCGCACGCGGCGUCGUCGUCAACACCGGCAUGGCCACCGAAAUCGGCUCCAUCGCCGCUGCACUCCGCGCCACGAACAGCAAACGACGACCCGUCAAGCGGGGACCUGAAGGCGAGACCAAGAAGCGCUGGUAUUUGCAGGCCUGGACGCUGACGGGCACGGACGCGGUGGGUCGGUUCCUAGGUGUUAAUGUAGGCACGCCGCUGCAGAGGAAGUUAUCGAAGCUGGCGGUUCUGCUGUUCGGGGUUGCGGUGCUUUUCGCGAUUAUCGUUAUGGCUGCGAAUCUGUUUUCGAGUCAUAAUGAGGUUAUCCUCUACGCUGUGGGCACUGGGCUGAGUAUGAUCCCUGCGUGUCUGGUUGUUGUGCUUACGAUUACCAUGGCCGUGGGCACGAAACGGAUGGUUGAACGGAAUGUUAUUGUCCGCAAGCUGGACUCGCUCGAGGCCCUGGGUGCAGUGACGAAUAUCUGUUCUGAUAAGACUGGCACCCUGACGCAGGGGAAAAUGGUGGUUAAGAAGGCCUGGAUCCCUUCGCGUGGGACGUACUCUGUGGGGAACUCGAACGAGCCGUUUAAUCCGACCACUGGGGAUGUCACUUUCACUGCGCUCUCGCCUGUGGACUUUGAUGAUGAGAAGGAGGGUCCUGUGGCAGAGAAUGCAGAGGGUCUGGUUGAAGGAAACGGGGCGCUGGAAGACUUCCUCGACGUCGCGUCCAUGGCGAAUCUGUCGCAUGUGUUCAAGUCUGAAGAAGGAGACUGGCGUGCGAGAGGCGAGCCGACCGAGAUUGCAAUUGGGGUGUUUGCGUCUCGCUUCAACUGGAAUCGAGACCGGUGGACGAAGGGCUCGAAUGCUGUUUGGCACCAGAAGGCGGAGUUUCCGUUCGAUUCGACGGUGAAGAGGAUGUCUGUUAUCUUCAGCAAAGUGACCCAAGAAGGGGAACACAGCAUGAUCUUUACCAAAGGCGCCGUUGAGCGCAUCGUCGAUGCCUGUACCACUGUUGUAUGGGAGGAAGGCUCUGCUCCCACCCCAUUGACCGACGACAUGCGCACCCAGAUUCUCCAGAACAUGGAGGAGCUGGCGAAAUUGGGAUUACGCGUACUGGCACUGGCGCAUCGGCCUUACAACGAACAAAGCCGGCUCCUCGAAGGGUCUGACCUGAACCGCGACGAAAUCGAACGGGACCUCUGCUUCUUAGGGCUUAUAGGGCUGUAUGACCCGCCACGCCCGGAGACUGCAGGCUCAAUUGCAGCUUGCUAUCAAGCAGGCAUCACAGUGCACAUGGUGACCGGCGACCACCCAGGAACUGCAAAAGCAAUCGCCCAGCAAGUGGGCAUUCUCCCGGCCGACAUGUCCACCGUCGGUGCUGAUAUCGCCAACGCCAUGGUCAUGACGGCCGCGCAGUUCGACAGACUCUCCGACGAGGAGAUCGAUGACCUACCAACCCUCCCCCUGGUAAUCGCACGCUGCGCACCACAGACAAAAGUCAGCAUGAUCAACGCCCUGCACCGCCGCGGCCGUUUCGCAGCCAUGACCGGCGACGGCGUCAACGACUCCCCCUCGCUCAAGCACGCAGACGUCGGCAUCGCAAUGGGCCAGGCAGGCUCGGACGUCGCGAAAGACGCCUCGGACAUCAUUCUGACAGACGACAACUUCGCGUCGAUCCUCAACGCCGUCGAAGAGGGCCGGCGCAUCUUCGACAAUAUCCAGAAAUUCGUCCUGCACUUGCUCGCCGAGAACAUCGCGCAGGCAUGCACGCUGCUCAUCGGGCUCGCAUUCAAAGACCGCGACGGCCAGUCCGUGUUCCCGCUUGCCCCCGUGGAAAUCCUGUGGAUCAUCAUGAUCACCUCGGGCAUGCCGGACAUGGGGCUGGGCAUGGAGGUCGCCGCGCCCGAUAUCAUGGCGCGCCCGCCGCAGACAAAGCAGGGCAUCUUCACCUGGGAGAUCAUGGUCGAUAUCAUGGUGUAUGGGUUCUGGACUGCAGCGCUGUGUCUGUCGGCCUUCUCUCUGCGCAUGUGGGCCUUUGGGAACGGCGAGCUAGGAUCCGGGUGUAAUAGCAACUACUCGCCUGAGUGUGACCUUGUCUACCGUGCCCGCGCGACCACUUUCGUCUGUCUAACCUGGUUUGCGCUCUUCCUGGCCUGGGAAAUGGUGAAUCUCCGGCUGUCGUUCUUCCGGAUGCAGCCUGAGAGCAAGAAAUACUUUACGCAGUGGAUGUACGACGUGUGGAGGAACAAAUUCCUCUUCUGGUCGAUCAUGGCGGGCUGGAUUACCAUCUUCCCGAUCCUGUACAUCCCCGUGCUGAACCAUGUUGUGUUUAAGCAUACCGGCAUUUCGUGGGAGUGGGGGAUUGUCUUUGUGGAGGCGCUGCUGUUCUUUGCGGGCGUUGAGGCCUGGAAGUGGGCGAAGAGAGUCUUUUAUCGUAGGCGCAGCGCGAGGAUGCAGGUCGUUGCGCCAUUGGGGGAGAUGAGCAGCGUGCCGGUGGAUGCCUAA